Messenger RNA from Humulus lupulus (European hop), 369 nucleotides. RefSeq lists its product as uncharacterized. The record is from RefSeq and is a predicted model, not a curated record. NCBI's taxonomy places the organism in Eukaryota, Viridiplantae, Streptophyta, Magnoliopsida, Rosales, Cannabaceae. The transcript has a single exon. The coding region runs from base 1 to 369 and encodes 122 amino acids.
AUGCUUCAAUUGCAUGAGUUAGAAGAAAUACGCAAUGAAGCAUAUGAGAGUUCGAAAAUCUACAAGGAGAAAACCAAAGCUUUUCAUGACAAACAUAUUCUUCGGAAGAGCUUUGUGGAAGGUCAGAAAGUUCUCAUGUAUCACUCUCGCCUUAAACUCUUUCCUGGGAAGUUGAAGUCUCGCUGGUUAGGUCUGUUCAUUGUUACCAAGGUUUUUCCUCAUGGAGCGGUCGAAGUUGUGAGUCCAAGUACCGGAAAGUCAUUCAAGGUGAAUGGCCAGAGACUGAAGCCCUACUAUGAGUCAAUGGCGGAGGAUGAGCAAGUUCAUGUGAUGUACCUUGAAGACCCAGUUUAUGUCGAUGAAGAUUGA